Messenger RNA from Cryptosporidium muris RN66, 1308 nucleotides. RefSeq lists its product as uncharacterized. The record is from RefSeq and is a predicted model, not a curated record. Gene Ontology annotation, molecular function: inositol hexakisphosphate binding; translation initiation factor binding; phospholipid binding. The coding region runs from base 1 to 1308 and encodes 435 amino acids. The transcript has a single exon. Gene Ontology annotation, cellular component: nuclear pore; nuclear pore cytoplasmic filaments; cytoplasm. Gene Ontology annotation, biological process: regulation of translational termination; poly(A)+ mRNA export from nucleus; regulation of translational initiation. NCBI's taxonomy places the organism in Eukaryota, Apicomplexa, Conoidasida, Eucoccidiorida, Cryptosporidiidae.
AUGGAUAUAGAUAAACUUGGUGAUAAACUAUCCUAUACUCUUACAAAUUGGGAAGUUCAUAAUGGGGAUUGCCUAAGCAAAACUCCUAAUAGGAAAGGAAAUAAAGUUAUAAAUAACUUUAAAAUUAAUAUAGAUACCCGAAGUGUAGAAGAUAAACUGUCAUCUUUAAUUAAUAAGCAUUUAAAUGAUGCACAAAAAGCUCUUGAAAAUAUAAGGAUACAGCAUGAGAAUGAAUUAAGGAAGCAGGAAGAACUAAGGAUUUCUCAAGAAAAAAAACUUCUAGAAGACGAAAAGAGACGUAUUGAAGAAGAAGAAAUACGUAUCAAGAAUGAAAAAAAGUUUUUUGAAGAUAUGAAAAGAAAUGAAGCACAGAAGCAAAUAGAGAAGACUACUGAGAAUAAUAUAGUAACAAAUACUCAGGAUACAUUAAAUAUUGAAGACCCUAAGAAUAAAUGUAUAGUUAAUCAAACUGAGGAGAGGAGGUUUGUGGAGAUGUUAGAGAAUUAUGAGAAAUCAAAGGAAUAUUUAGAAAUCAUGAAUAGUACUGAUAAAGAUAUUAAAAACACAAGAAUAAAUAUAAAAAAGACAAUUCAGUUAUCUAUAAAUCAAAUUUCCUCAACUCAGAAACAAGUUUUGCUCUCUUCUAACAGAAUUAUUGAGCUAUUAUCUAGCUUAAAAAAUAUGAAGCAGUCAUAUGAUUAUGCAUUAUAUAUGAUAGCAAAUUCCCUUAUUAGUCAAUGUUCUGGUCAAAUCACAGCACAUCCAGAUUCUGUAUGGAGUUAUUCAUAUACUUACCUUAAUAUUUUAAAAAUUCAUAAUAAAAUAGAUAUGAUGAUGAAUGGAAUAAUAUAUAGGAGUUGUCCAAUAUUACUAUCUGGUGAAUUAAAAGAGAUGCAAAAUGUGAAUGAAACUGAGGAGGCACUUCUUCAAAGGAUUAACUCUAUUGUAAGGCUCUAUCUCGCUAUAAAUAUACAAUGCAAAAAUUAUCAUGUAAUAUGGCUAUGGCUAGUUAAAAUUUUAAAUAAGAACCCAUCUAAAGAAAUACCGUCUAUUUUAGUUACAGCAUUGCAAAUUAUACCAUUUUUCUUUAUGCCAGUGUUUGGUAUACAGUUUCGGAAAUUACUUGAUUAUAUACACAAUUUCAUUAUUCCAAAUAUUAACCUUCUAAUAGAAAAUAAUCCAUAUCCUAUUAAGAGUUAUUCACAGCAACUGGAGAUGAUCUUAAAUGAACUGAGAGGGACUACUUCUAUCCAUGAACCACCAAGUGGAUAUAUUUUGAAGGAUAAAAAUAUUGAUAUUGAGUGUUAA